UGUAAACGGUGAUUUUGUCGAUAUUAUCGUAUAGUUGUUUUGUGUGCCUGUGAAGAUGGCGUCAGUUUCAUGGUUUAUGGUAUUUUUUGUUUCAGUUUUCCUCUCUAGCGUCUCUGCCCAGAGUGAUGAUAACCCUGUCAUUACCCUUGCUGGAGGGGGUAUGAUCACGGGUGUCACCAUUCCAUACAGCGAAUCGCAGUUCUUAAACCUGAGUAAAUCUGUGGAUGCUUUCCUCGGAGUGCCGUUCGCCCAGCCUCCCGUCGGAGAUCUCCGGUUCGCCUAUCCCAAAGCUACCAACAUCCAAGGAAACUACAAUGCUACUUACAGCAGGGCGGAGUGUCCUCAAUUUACACCCGUUACUGAUCUACCAGGGAUUGAGAUUGGUCGUGAAGUCAACGAAGAUUGCCUCUAUUUGAGCAUUUAUACGCCAUCACCGAAGCCGACAUCUCUGGUUCCCGUGUUUGUCUGGAUACACGGAGGUGGCUAUGUAAUCGGUGGUGGUUCAGAGUUGAUCUAUCAGCCUCUUCCGAUGGUCGUUCUCUCUGAUAUUAUCGUUGUCAAUGUGAAUUAUAGACUUGGAGCAUUCGGAUAUUUGACAACAGGUGAUGAUGUGGCUAGAGGUAACUAUGGGAUGUUGGACCAGGUUAUGGCUCUUCAGUGGGUGCAAGACAACAUUGAGGCUUUUGGUGGAGAUCCCAGGAGGGUAACGAUCGGAGGAGAGAGUGCUGGUGGGUCUAGUGUCAGUCUGUUGUCCCUAUCACCCCUUACAGAUGGACUCUUCCAUCAGACCAUCAUGCAGAGCGGUAACGCACUUUGCCCUUGGUCUUGGGCAACGCAAGAACGUGGUACAGAAGUAGGACGAGAACUAGCAGAGACUUUUGGAUGUCCGACCGAGGACAGUUCGGCAAUGAUUGCCUGCCUGCGCCAAGUACCUGAACGAAGCUUGACCGAGGCUCAGCUCUACUUGUCAUCAGUCCUCUCAACACCUAUAGUAGAUGGCUACUUUUUGUUGGACCAUCCAAUGGAGUUGAUUAACCGUCGUCAGUUCAAGAUUCAACCAACCCUGAUGGGCACAAACGAAGACGAGGGUGCAGGGAAUGCGUUAAGUCUGUUCCCGGGUUCAACUCGUUCAGAAACACCUCCCGUCAUGAACAUUUCAUUCUUCAGGAGCCUCAUACCAUCUCAGACAUACAACGACGCUACUGACAUCGAACUUGCUGCCAUCGAGAACGAAUACGUGGACUGGUCCGUCGCUGAUGACCCCACUGAUGGGAAUCAAAUCGAUGGAUUCAUUCGUUUGAAUACCGACAUCAGUUUUUCCUGUCCGACAGAGUAUGUAGCUCGAGCAUUAGAAGCAGCCGGGGCCGAGAUCUAUCGCUAUGAGAUGACACAUGACCCAUCAUGGUCGGUAUAUGCAGGUAUACCAAAGUGGUUGGGCGCAGCACAUGCAGAGGAUCUACAAUAUGUGUUCACCUGGGGUCUGAACCCUGCACCUGUUGCCCGAAUCGUUGGUCAAUCGGACGAAGAAAAGGCAAUGUCCGUCCAGUUUAUCCGUUACUGGGCCAACUUUGUGAUAUCGGGGAGCCCUAAUGGACCUUUAGACAAUGGAGAUUAUCCCGAAUGGCCAAGAUACACGAUGCCUGGACAAGAAUACAAGAAGUUAUCUCUAGAUAUGGCGAACGGUCGUGCUAUGAGAGCAUCGCAAUGCUCGCUAUGGAGGAACUUUCUUCCUGGUCUCCGUAUUCAAGCAGAUCCUAUUGAUGAUAUCUACGAAGAUUGGCAGGAUCAGUAUGAGAGAUGGAAGACUACUGAUGUACCAUCCUGGAUGACGGAGUUUGAGGAUUAUAAACAGAGUAACUCUUGUCCAACAGCAGUGCCAUAAACGAAAUCACAUUAUUGCCAUUUGUCUUCGUCAAACCUGUCCACGAACCUUUCUAGAAACCAGCGACAAGUUUUACUGGUAUCUGAUAUAUGAUUUCAAAUUCAGUCAUCAUUUUCGUUUUUUGCUAUUAUUUUUUAUUUGAUUGCCUUGAAAAAUAAUCACUGUCUGAAAAUCCAAGUUUAGGUGUCAUCAAUGAUUCCAUAUUCGUCGGUUGCCCGUUAAAGGUCGCGUAGCGUGGGCGCUGGUAAAAAAAGGGGGGGGGGACCAAGAAAAACACUUUUGAAGUUUUAACACCUACUUCAAGUGCUAUAAACGACAAUGUUUCUAUGUUUCAUGUAGCCAAAACCUAUUCUUAGAGAAAGAUAUUUACCUGAUUUAUUAUGUUCUCAAAUUAAUUUGCAAAUAUAUCUUUCAUUUGCUACACUACGUUUCGCUGGAAACAAAAAAGCCCGAACGCGAAAUUUUACUUCCCGGCAAAAGAUAGUGUAGCGCCACGCGACGUUUUGCCGGGCAACCGAUUUUGUUCCUUGUUGAUCAAUCCAUAUUCUGGGUAAAGCUUACCAUGUUUCCAUUUAUGCUAACGUUUCUUUAAUACGGGGACAAAAGCAUUAGGCAUUGAUUUUUCUUUUAAUGAGAGAGGGAUAAUAAGCAUUUAAUUUUUAAGAGAAAAAAUGUGGCGGGAUACAGUCACAUGACUUACUUUCAUUCCUUAUAUAGUUUUAUUAUAUAUGUUUCUUUGCUUUCAAUAUUUCGAGCAUUUAUUCUCAUUUAUCAAAUUUUUAUUUUCAUCAAUGCUCAAUGGCUAUUCUGUAACAGGAUGAAAAAAUAAAUGUGUACUGAAUUCUAUAAC
Molecule: messenger RNA, 2732 nt
Organism: Strongylocentrotus purpuratus (purple sea urchin)
Lineage: Eukaryota; Metazoa; Echinodermata; Echinoidea; Camarodonta; Strongylocentrotidae
Product: cholinesterase 1
Exons: 10
Coding region: 56-1882 (608 amino acids)
Source: RefSeq, a predicted model, not a curated record